UCAAAAUACUUAACCUCUUUGGGAAAAAUCCAAAUAAUCAGGAAAAUUUUCGAAAAUUAUAUGAAAUUGACGCUAAAUCAAUAGUUUUCUAAAAGAUUUAAACUCCCCCACUGAACAUUUAUUGUUUGGUAUUAUAUCUUCCUUGAUAUCAAUACCUGAAUAGUGGUUGAUGAUCUUUUUAUAGGUUAUAAUUUAAUCAAUAUUUUGAAUUAGGUCGACUCUAUUUUUAAAUAACAAGCCCUUUAAGAAUGGGACAGUGGAAAUGAAUCAUAAAAUGGUUUAAUUAUACGACUACUACUUAUUUCAAGGGAAGUGGUACAAAAGGGUGGAGGUCAAAGAAAAAAAAUGGUUCGGGUAAUCUCUGUUCAUAAUUUUACCAGUCAAAGCGUACAAACUGUUGAGCAACCGACAGCAUGCACAACAGCGCCCCCAGAUCGCUUCCUGCUUGCCCUUAUGAGUAACUGUGUGGAAGUCAGAGAUUUGAAGAAUAAUGCAGAACUCCUGUUCACCUUUCCAACAAUUGACGAAGUAGCACAAAUCUGCUACAGUCUCAACGGCGAUUAUGUAGCGACUCUAGAGAGUAAAUUCAAUCGACAGAAUAGGGAACAAAAUUUCGUGAGAGUUUACGUCAACUGGGACAGUAUUGCCACAUUGCAACAAUCGAAAAUGACUAGUAGCGGUGUUAGUUUAGGAUCGUCUGAAUGCGGAAUGGUCCAACCAAUGAGGGCUAGGAUAGCCGGUAGGGUGACACCUACCAGUAAUCAAUCAGAUCUGGGGAGCUUGGAAAUGAUCGAAAUUCCAGUAAAAAGGAAUCCCCAUUUCAUAUCAUGCUGUCCUAUUUCGGGAAACCUUCUCAUUCUCUCUAACAAUAUCAUCAAUAUCUACAAGUUCAGAGUGAAGACACACGAUAUUUCCAAAAUGAAAUUCAUAGACUUCAACGACACAGGAAUCAGGAUUGAACUUACGUUCGAGCCGACUAAAAUUGAAAUGUGCGAAAAUUAUAUAGCCGCAAUGAAUAGGGAUAAUAUGCAUCUGUUUAAAAUUUAUAAGAAAUCUUCCAAAGACAGUAAUUCUAAGAAAAAUAGCGCAGAGUUUCCACAGAGGGGUAAGUUUACGCAGAGUUGUGAAAAAAUUGUAACUUUUGGUUCCUCAGGCCCCGACGACACAAUAGAUUUUGCCAAACUGCUUAGGGAGGAGAUGAAUGAAGGGAGUGAGAAAAUUACUAUCCAUUUACCGAGUAUAGUGAGAGAAAAUAGUCUAAUUCACAAACAAAAUCCAUUCACCUUCUGGGACAAGGAGAUGAAAGCCACAAUUUUCAGUAAUUCACCUCUGGACAAUUCGAUAAGUCAAUACAAGGUGAGAAAUCUAAUUCAGCUACGACUAUUGCCUGUUCUUAUCGAAGAUACACUAACACAUGUCCUAGAAGAAUACAAAACGUUCGUGAUGAAACCCUUGUACAUCGACGAAGUAUUGAACAAAUCCAAGAAAGAUGCAGACAACGAAAAUAUGUUCCGGAGCGAGUUUUCCAGGAAUCUGAACAGUGUAACCUGCAUGGUUGCCACGCAACAAGAGGGAUAUCUGUUCCAUUUCGAAGAUAUAGACAACCAGGUUUCAGCAGACCAUUGUAUCGCUAUCUAUCCAUUCACCGCUCCUGUCUUUCAAUUGGUGAUAGAGGAUUAUUUUUUACACGCUUUAACCGUUAGCGGACUUGAAACUUAUACGCUUAGAAAUGGGCACAAGCUUUGUCACACUAUAAAAAGACAGGAUGAUUUCAAUAAUGCAUGUCCCCCUGUAGAUGACGGAAUCUGUCUGGUAGGAUUGAGACCUUUUUUAGGGGUAGAACAGAUUUUAUCCUCGAAUAACCAUUUACUUUUACUCGCCAAUGCCGACUCAUCUCCAACACAUUCAGUUGGUUCAAACAGCAGCUCCAACGCCGUCUACUGGACUUUAUACUGCCUAGAAUCGCCCACCCCCAAAACGAUAUUCAACGAUUUCCUAAUCGUGGCAAACGAACACAGAUUCUCAUCGUUACCAACCUACCGAAAUUUAAUGAACGAAGCACACGUGAUACUAAGAGUAGCUCUGUUCCUGAAGAAGUGGACAACAACGGAGGAUUGUAUAAAAUUGGCGAGGAUACACAAGGAGAACAUGGACGACAUUUCGGAGAUGUUCAGGGGAUCUUGCGCAUUGCUAGGCGAUCAUUUUAUCAUGUCGACCAGCAAGAAAAAGUAUCAGCUGGCUAUUCCGUACUACAAAAUGGCUGGAACUCAAGCAGCCGAAGUUAUAAGAAGAAUAAAAAAAAUCCAAGAGCAGUUGAACGUACAUUCCACCAAGGGAUUGGUACAUUAUUUGAAGCAUAUAAUGCUGGAAAUUCGAAGCGCAUAUGAAGCUGAUAAACUUUUCACACCAAACUCGAGACAGACUUUCCUAGAUGAUCUUUUGAAGUUAUUGGAAACCUCAGAUUUCGAAGAUCUUCCCUAUAUCAUCCUUAAAAGUAAAAUACUUCAAGAAUACUCAACGGACAAGCUGAUAAUAAUCUUGUCAACCACUAAAAUUCCAGAUGAUUUCACCCGUCAAGAUGAGAAAAACUUGGCUCUGUGCCUGUUAUACAUUCAGAAAAAUAAUUUAUCCCAAGCGAAAUUCUGUUUGAAGCAAAUCGACUCUAACAACCUCCACAAACUCUUACUGGAUCAUUGGGAAAUUUUAUUCGAGAACAAUUCCAAGCAGCAGGGACCUAAGGGAAUCACGAAUUUUUCGGAGGUUGGAGAUCUGAUCAUCAAAAACUACACGGAGAAAUUCGCUCAUCUCCUGGUCACUUUAGUGAUGAAGCAGAAAGUUAUCAAUUUGAGUAGGCUUAUUAAGAUAUUCAUGGAAUACUUACCAUCGAGCAUUGGUGCGGAACCGAACACUGCCACUCAACUUCUUCAGUUAACACUGGAGGAAUACUUCGAACAACUAUUCUCGGGAUCCCAAGAAAUCGACCAUUCGAGGAUUUCACACGAAAAAGGAGCCAGUGAAGCUUUAAAACUUCUUGUACGGUCGUAUCUUUCCCAGCUGCAAAUUCUACAACUGAAAGAAGAAAACAACAAGAAGAAGGAGGAAAACAGCUUAUGUAACGGUGAUGCUAAAAACCAAAAUGGGGAGGCAGAAAUCAUACAAAAUCCGUUGAAUAUGUACGAACUUUUCGACGAUAACAUCUACAAGAAAGACGCUUAUCUUUUCGAACGAUGUAGGUACGAGUACUUGCAGAAAAUGCCACCGUUUCAAGUGGAAAUCGUUUCCAAAAUGUACAGUAUGUGUCUUGAAAAUCACAACGACGAGAAGGAGAUCGCAGUUAACGAUGAAGCUGACGGUAUUUUAGUGAAACUUCAAGCGAUUCUUUGCAGCCCAGUUGUACCGAAAGGUUUGAACAGCGAAGUAGAAACCUUCCUUUCCAUGAAUUCCAAUUUACGUGGCAAACUCAGUAUACAAUCGAUAAUAUUACCGAAUAAAGAUGCUGUACCACUUUUAAUCGAGAACUGUCCCCAAUGUUUGCCACAGUUUGGAAAGGAUCGUCUGAAAAAAACUGACGAGUGGAAAUUCCUCAUCGCUUCGUUACAACAGAAAAUUCUGAGAUUAUCCACCGAUGAGAAACUGGAUAAAAUCUGUUUUUUCUACAAGAAGACACUGAAAGAUGUUCUUUCGCAAGUUGCUCGUGGUAUGAACCUGGAAGAGCUGGUUCAAGUAUUUCCCCAACGUAUCAACACAAACGGGCUUCAUUACAAUAACGAAGAAAGUAACGAUGGUGGAGUGAACGGAACAAAUAGAUUUGGUAAAGAUGUGGAUAGUUUCGAAAGCGGAAUGGUCUACACUGACCGAGAAUUGGAUAUAUUGAACGAGAUCCAAGAUUACGAGCCCUACAUCGUGAUAUGCAGGGAAACGAUGAACGCCAACCAAAUGAGAAAACUGAUAAUAGCCACUAGUCAGCAGUUACUGCGUACCUUGAAUUUCUGAGUAUAGAGAUAGUCAAAUUUCUGGUUGUGAUGCAAGGGAUACCAAAGCUUUUUUAUGGACGGCACUUUGAAGAGAAUUUUUACACUCGACUUUUCCAUACAUUCCGGUAUAUUUUUUAUGUGUUUUUUCUAUAUUCUAUCAAUAGUUUUUAUUCUUUAGAGUUCUUCGUUCUUAAUUGUUAUCGAAGAAUCGACUCGGAUUUAAUGAGGAGUUUAUUUCAAAUUGAAAUAUCAUUAUGUGAUAGUUGAUAUUAAAAAAAUUUCUAUUUCCAUUGUAUAGGGAAGUUUGAACUAUUUAUUCCGAAUUUAUUUAUAUUGAAGAUGUUAAAUUUGGCGUAUUUAUUAUAUUGAAUAAAAAUUUGGACUUA
Molecule: messenger RNA, 4360 nt
Organism: Coccinella septempunctata (seven-spotted ladybird)
Lineage: Eukaryota; Metazoa; Arthropoda; Insecta; Coleoptera; Coccinellidae
Exons: 16
Coding region: 346-3993 (1215 amino acids)
Biological process (GO): organelle organization
Cellular component (GO): cytoplasm
Source: RefSeq, a predicted model, not a curated record